This is a messenger RNA of Helobdella robusta, 633 nucleotides long. RefSeq lists its product as hypothetical. The coding region runs from base 1 to 633 and encodes 210 amino acids. Gene Ontology annotation, cellular component: nucleus; cytosol. The transcript is spliced from 6 exons. Gene Ontology annotation, molecular function: protein phosphatase binding; protein phosphatase regulator activity. The record is from RefSeq and is a predicted model, not a curated record. Lineage: Eukaryota; Metazoa; Annelida; Clitellata; Rhynchobdellida; Glossiphoniidae.
AUGUUCUGGAAAAGUAUCUACCUACCCUCCAAAAUCACAGCCCUGCUUGAAAAAGAGGACGUAACCUUAGAAGAAUUGUUGAAGGAAGAUGACAUCAUCGAUGAGUGCAAAUCCUGCAAUACUCAGCUUAUUGACAUAAUAGUGAAAGAAGAAAACCUAAAGAAGAUUGUUGACAUGAUGGUCAGUCGGCCAGACGAUGAACUGAGUGAGAAAGAGAAAUAUAGAAACGCCCACGUAGCCUGCGAGAUCUUGACCUCUGACCUGACACGGAUAACCGAAGCCCUGUCAGAGAACGAGGCCUGCCUCGAGAAAAUUUACUCAUUUUUUAGGCAAGAACCGCCGCUGAAUCCACUGCAGUCAAGUUUUUUUAGCAAAACGAUGGGGCUGUUGAUUACUCACGAAAGUAGAAAGACAUUAUCGUUCUUGAAGUCGAAGGACGAUUUCGUAGAUCUACUCAUGAGAAAUUUAAACAUCUCGGCCAUUUCUGACCUCUUGCUCCGACUCAUCACCUGCAUCGAGACCAUCGAAGUUAGGAACGAGUGCUUCCAGUGGUUGAGUGAACAGAAGAUAGUAGAACGCCUUCUAGCAUUGGUUGAUGCCUCCCAGUCAAAUGAAGUAUGCGCGAAUCAAUGA